CACAUUCACACAUCACUUCCCAUAUGGUUUCGUGUUACUGUGUGUCUGUAUGUAUCUUCUAGAGCAAUUAACAAAGCAAUACAAUACCACACAAUAUUUAUAUAUAUAUAUAUAUAAUUAAAUCAACCAUAAGGUGUUGGCACUCUCUGCUCAUUGCACCGUUGCAUUCUCGAUUUCCGUUAACUCCUCCACCACCUCCCUUCUCCCUCUCUCUCUCUCUCUAAAGCACUUUUCUUUCUCUGUACCUUUCUAUAUAUACAGGCUCGUGCCUUCCACAUAUAUUAAAAUCAAAAGAUGGGAUUACAGGGCCAGCUGAGCGACGUAUCAUCGGAAUCGAUCCCAAUCCUUGUAGUGGCAGUCGUCGCCAGCUGCGUAAGUUAUCUUCGCUCCCUCCUUUUCGCUCUCCUCCGACCAAUGGGCCUCUCUCCGAGAUUCGAUUCCGACGAGGUCGACGAGGGGCUAUUGGGCGCCGUGGGCUCAGGAUUAUCCGGUCUGAUCUUGCUGGCCGAGCAGCUCAAUUUGAACCGGGUUUUCUCCUACCGGUACGGCGAAGAUGGUGGUGCGACGGCCGGCUCUGAUUGCGUGGUGUGCUUGUCCGGUUUGAGAGACGGUGACCAGGUGCGCAAGUUAGCGUGCCGCCACAUCUUCCACAAGGAUUGCUUUGAGGGAUGGCUCGAUCACCUCAACUUCAACUGUCCUCUCUGCCGGUCGCCGCUGGUUUCGGAGGAGCGCGUGGCUCUCACGGACCGGCGCGUGAAUGGGGACCUUGUCACGUGGUUCUCUUUGCGGUGAAUGGGGGUCAUGGGUUUGUAUGUAUGGAUCGUAUGAUGAUGUUGAUGGUGAAUGAUCAUAUGUAUCAUCAAGUCAUCAGAGUGGGAGAUGAGCUAGAUAUGAGUUUUUUACUUUUUACCGUUGUACAACUUUUGAUUUUGCCCAUUUAAUUUUUUUUUUUUUUUUACCCUCCUUAAAUUUAGAUUCUUUGUUUUUAAUUUUUCCACUAGUUUUUUGAAGAGCUCUGGAAGGGUUCUUUUUUCACCGCUGUAAAUUUUCCUUUUUUGUAUUUUUAGUUUUUUCGGAUAAAUAAAGAAGUUUUUUUCUCAAGUAUUA
Molecule: messenger RNA, 1107 nt
Organism: Cornus florida
Lineage: Eukaryota; Viridiplantae; Streptophyta; Magnoliopsida; Cornales; Cornaceae
Product: E3 ubiquitin-protein ligase RHA2A
Exons: 1
Coding region: 295-792 (165 amino acids)
Biological process (GO): protein ubiquitination
Molecular function (GO): ubiquitin protein ligase activity
Source: RefSeq, a predicted model, not a curated record